Triplophysa dalaica is the source of this 2119-nucleotide messenger RNA. It is a transcript of the gene hs3st2, whose product is annotated as heparan sulfate (glucosamine) 3-O-sulfotransferase 2. Lineage: Eukaryota; Metazoa; Chordata; Actinopteri; Cypriniformes; Nemacheilidae. The record is from RefSeq and is a predicted model, not a curated record. Gene Ontology annotation, molecular function: [heparan sulfate]-glucosamine 3-sulfotransferase activity.
CACGAGGAAUAUGAAAAUAUGACGUGACGUCAGGCGUCGUCUUUAAAUAUUGAUCUCGAGCACUUCACUGCCGCAAAGCCAUUCUUGAGAAGUUUACAAAGAGACGAACAUGAGCUGAGCUGAGCAGCGCGGCGGGGAGACGCGGCGCGGCUUCGCGUUCGAAACUUAGGAGCAAAAUGUGCCUUUUAGACAUGGAAUAUCAGAUUUCCAACACGGAUUACAUUCGGUAGGAUGGUGCUUCACAUUAUCGGCUCAAACAAAUGGAUUACUUGAAAGAUUUUAAACACUAAAGCAAGUGCGUUUCUGAGGCGAGGAGCACCGCUGAGGUGCUGUUAUGUACAAAAGUGACGCGAAGCCUAAACGGGCAGUGGGAUUACAUUUCUUUUCAACUUUAUUGCUUUUAUAACAAAUACUUUUUGACAGCCUAUGCGUCUGAUGGAAAUAUUAACUAGCAUUUUCCCAAAUGAGAUGUAAGUUCGCGCCGUCGGAGUUUGAUGGGGAGCCCGAGACCGCGAGCGAACGUCACAGAGAAACUUACAGAGAAAAACAUGCCGUCUUUUCAUCCAUGGAGACAUGGCAUAUAGGUUCCUGUCCAGCCGAAUCGUGCCAUCCUCAAACAGAUUAAGCAGAAGGUUUAUUUUUAUAUUCACCAUCUCGUUGUCUUUCACGUAUCUAUGCUACAGCAUCCUAUUCUGUUCCGGCGCAAUCAUGCCUAACCAGAGAUUGGAGGAGCAUCGCUGCGUCCAUCUGAAACCCAUAGGGAGUAAAAAACUUUUACAGAAGUCUCAUUAUUGCACUAUAUCUGCAAAAACGAGAGGAAUCUCUGACGAACCGAGACUUGUGGGUCUUACAGCAAACCGUACUGGUAACCAAAGCAAACAGCCCGUCUCGCAGAAAACACAAGCGCGUAACUUGGAUGCGCUGGAUCACAAGCAACUUAAUAACACCAACUCACCAAAAUACGGGAACAAGAAACUUCCGAACGCGCUUAUAGUCGGCGUUAAGAAGGGAGGAACCCGGGCUGUACUCGAGUUCAUCCGAAUUCAUCCAGAUGUUCGGGCACUUGCUGAGCCGCAUUUCUUUGAUAGAAACUAUGACAAAGGCUUGGACUGGUACAGAGGUCUUAUGCCACGGACUCUCGACAGUCAGAUCACCAUGGAGAAAACACCAAGUUACUUCGUGACCCGGGAGGCACCGCGACGCAUCUCAAACAUGUCCCGCGAAACAAAGCUGAUCGUAGUGGUACGCAACCCUGUGACCAGAGCCAUCUCUGACUACACACAGACUUUGUCCAAGAAGCCCGACAUCCCCUCUUUCGAGGAUCUCGCUUUCAAGAACAGAAGCCAAGGCAUCGUGGACACCUCCUGGAACGCCAUUCGCAUAGGGAUGUACAUCAUUCACCUGGAGAACUGGCUGCAGUACUUUCGCCUCUCGCAGAUCCAUUUUGUCAGCGGCGAGCGGCUCAUCACAGACCCGGCCGGAGAGCUGGGCCGCGUGCAGGACUUCCUCGGCCUCAAACGCAUCAUCACGGACAAGCACUUCUACUUCAACCGAACGAAAGGCUUUCCGUGCCUGAAGAAGCCGGAGAGCAGCAGUCAGCCCCGAUGCCUGGGCAAGUCCAAAGGCAGAACUCACGUACAGAUCGACCAGGAAGUCAUCGAAAAGCUUGGAGAAUUUUAUAGGCCAUUCAAUGUAAAAUUUUAUGAAAUGGUGGGUCAUGACUUCAGAUGGGAUUGAGAAAAAAGGACCUUGGUGAAACCAGCCUUCCGCUGGUGAGUGAGUCAUUAAAUUAAAUCAGUUUGUCCAUUGUUAGCGGGACAAAAAAGAAACCUCGAAUAAUUAAGACCCGAUGCUCUUAACAUAUUAAAAAGCUUAUGAAAUGAUGAAAAAUUGGCAAAAUAGAAAGAUGUAACUGUAGCUCGAGAGAUUUUGCCUUUCACACAAAAUGCUUUAAUACAUUUAGAAGUCACGCAAGGUCAUUCAAUCAACAGAAUAACCAAGGAUCUCUCGUUCGGUCUCAUGGCGUGUUUGGUAUGCACAGCAUUGCUUUCAUUCAUUGUCCUCCUGUUACUAUUUAAAAUACUCAUCCAAGUCAGUCAUCUUGAUAUGAAAUAGAAAC